UAAGUUGCGCUGUCUUGCUCGUCCUUUAUGCUUCCGUUUAAGAUUAACUCCGAAAUUGUAGAGAGAGAGCGUUUUUGUGUUGUGUGUGUUUUCUUCUGUCACAACGUAAUACUAUUAUUAUUGUUGUUUGGGACACAACAACUCAGAGAGUUCUUGCAAAUUUGCAAUCUCUCUCUCUCUCUCUCUCUAUCCCCUUUCUGCCGACGAUUUUGUUUGUCCCCUUUGGAUCAGAUUUCGGAUUUGAUUUAGCUCUGCUGUAUCUCUUUGGUUUGGAUCUUCUGGCUGUUUUCUGUGAUUCCAAUGACAGAGUUUCAUUCAAUGUGUUUUGAUUGUUUCAAGUUUGACAUGCCACAAGUUCGUGCCCUUGGUGUUGGUUUGUAGCUUUUGCUGAAUUCCAGCAAUAAUGAAGAAGGUUAUUGGUCAAACUGUUAGGGACCUUAAAAGAGAAGUAAAUAAGAAAGUGCUGAAAGUUCCUGGGAUUGAACAGAAGGUUCUUGAUGCUACCAGCAAUGAACCAUGGGGUCCUCAUGGAUCACUUCUUGCAGAUAUUGCUCAGGCAACCAGAAACCCUCAUGAAUACCAGAUGAUCAUGUCAGUAAUCUGGAAGCGAAUUAAUGACACUGGCAAGAAUUGGCGACAUGUCUACAAGGCUUUGACAGUACUAGAGUACUUGGUGGCUCAUGGGUCAGAGCGAGUCAUAGAUGAGAUCAGAGAACAUGCUUACCAAAUAUCAACAUUGUCCGAUUUUCAAUAUAUUGAUUCCAGUGGAAGAGAUCAAGGAAACAAUGUCAGGAAGAAAUCUCAAAGUCUGGUUGUCCUUGUGAAUGAUAAAGAAAGAAUCAUAGAAGUUAGGCAGAAGGCUGCUGCUAACAGGGACAAGUUUCGCAACAGUACAGCAGGUGGAAUGUAUAGACCUGGUUCAUAUUCAAGCAGUGGAGCCUAUGGUGACAGAUAUGAUGAUGAUCGUUAUGGAAGCAGGGAAGAAGAUAGAAAUGGCUAUGGUUAUGGAAAGGAAAGAGAAUGGGGCAAUAGAGAUGAUGAUCGACAUGGUCGUGAUGGAGAUCGUUAUGGCAGAGAUUAUGAGGAUCGUUAUGGCAGGGAUGGAUACAGAGAUGACGACUACAGGGGAAGAAGUCGAAGUGUUGAUUACCAAUAUGACACAAGAAGCAGGAGCUCUGAUAGAGAUCGUUAUGAUGAUGAUGGACAACACUCAUCUCGUGGAAGCAAUGCUAAAGCUGAAGACCAAUCUCUGGAAGCAAGGCUUGAGCGGAAACUUUCUGAGCAAAAUAUGGGUGCUCCUCCUAGCUAUGAAGAAGCUGUCAGUGAAUCUCGCAGCCCUGUACACAGUGAAAGAGAUGUGGAAACUUCAGCAGCACCUGCUCCUAGAGACUCCUCUCCUCAUGUAAAUGAUAAUCCUAGUCAAACCUCUGCUCCUACGGGAUCUUUUCCUGUAAACAAUAAUCCAACCGAAGCAACUACUGCUGCCAGUACUGCUGCAUCUGGAGCUCAGGAAACUGAGGCGACUGAUGAUUUUUUUGACCCACGUGGUCCUGCAUCAGCUGCCCCAGCCACCACUAGUAACGUUGAAAUGGACUUGCUCGGCUCCCUCUCAGACUCGUCCUCUUCAAAUGCAUUAUCUCUUGUACCAGCUGCAUCAGCAACUGCAGCCCCUGAUGCAAAUGCUGGAUCAACAGCUUCCUUUGCAGCACCACCAUCUGGGUCCAAUAAUUUUGAUCAGUCUUUUGAAGAUCCAUUUGGUGACUCGCCAUUCAAGGCUUUUACUUCUACUGAAACUGCUCCAUCUCAACCCCAGACAUAUCAGAGUAUUGAGCCAUCCCAAUCAAAUGGCCUUAAUGCAGAAACAAACUCUAACUUUGGGUUUGGGGAUUCAUUUUCUGUUGUACCAUACUCUGCACCUGUUUCCUCUGACGCUCAACCUUUCUCUACAAACUCUCAGUUUCCGUCUCAAGAUAUGUCAUCUUCACAGCCAGAAACAGAUAUUCUUGCAGACAUUCUUCCUCAUGCACCAUUAUCUGAGAUGCAUUCACAGCAGAACAUUCCAGUUCCUACAGAUCAAUUUUCUCAACAACCCUUUUCUGCUCCUAAUGGCCAACCAGGACAAGUACAAUCAUCCUUUUCAUCUCCCUCCAGUCAAUAUGCACAACCACCCUUUUCAUCUCAUGCUGGUCAACCUAGCUUGCAUGCAUUUUCAUCUCCUACUGGCCAACAUUUGCAGUCGCCUUUUGCUUCUCAAGGUGGCCAACCUGCACAAUCAGGUGGUAUGUAUGGUGGAUUGCACUCCCAGGGUGGAUAUCCAACCAUGUCUCCUCAAUCCCAAAAUGGAUAUAAUGGGCAUAUGAAUAGUGGGAACUUUGGAUCGACGGCAGCUUUUCCAUCACACAUGGCUCCCCAAGCUCCAACAGGACAGCUGCCACAGGGCACCAACUUCCCCCAUCAUGGAGGAUCUACUGCUCACACUGCUCCGCAUUUGUCUUCUUAUUCUCCAACUCAUCAAGCAUCACAGUUUAACAGCCAGAGCUUUAUUGGACAACAAGGGAAUGCAGCCCCCUAUAGCUCACCAAUUACCAAUCAACCAUUUGCUUCUAAUGCUUCACAAUCCAAUUCUUUAGUUUCUCAACCAUCCAAGGACAAGUUUGAGACUAAAUCAACAGUUUGGGCAGAUACACUAAGCAGGGGAUUGGUUAAUUUGAAUAUAUCUGGACCUAAAACAAAUCCAUUAGCAGAUAUUGGGGUUGACUUUGAAGCCAUUAAUAGGAAGGAAAAGAGAAUGGAGAAGCCCACUACCACAGCUGUAACAUCAACUGUAACUAUGGGUAAAGCUAUGGGAUCGGGUUCAGGUAUGGGUCGGUCUGGUGCUGGUUCUCUAAGGCCUCCUCAAAACCCAAUGAUGGGUUCUGGCAUGGGCAAUGGUCCUGGUGUUGGUAUGGGUAUGGGAGGCUAUGGAGGAGGCAUGAAUGCAUCAAUGGGUAUGGGAAUGGGGGGAAUGGGUAUGGGACAAGGAUACCAGAUGCAACCCCCAACUGGAUUGCCUCCUGGCUCCAACAUGCCAGGUAAUUAUAAUAACUCCAUGAUGGGUUCAGGUAGUUAUGGUCAGCAGCCAUAUGGUAGUUAUGGUCAGCAACCAUAUGGCGGCUACCGAUGAGAUAGAACAUUAUGCCUAGAUAGCAAGGUGAAGUACAUUACUGAUUGUUUUGCUACAAGUUGAGAAAGAGAAAUGCCAAUACAGUGCUACUAGUAGUAGUCUGUAUUUUGAAUUUAUAGCGGUGUAUCAUUAAAGCUGCAGUUUGCUGUAAAGUGACCCAGUGUGAUGUAUGUGUAUUUCUUGUUAUAAAUAUGCUGUUACCAUUCUUUUUGGGUCACCCUUUCUGUAGGUGCUUUGAGCAUCAAUGUUGUGUACCAGUGACUGGAUAUAAUAACCUUGCUUGGGUUAUUGCUUUCUUUGCUUGUUCCUCAUUUUUUUAACACCAACAGGUGGUUUGAUAUUAAUAUAAUUUUUCCAUUGUACUUUUA
Molecule: messenger RNA, 3531 nt
Organism: Glycine soja
Lineage: Eukaryota; Viridiplantae; Streptophyta; Magnoliopsida; Fabales; Fabaceae
Product: clathrin interactor EPSIN 2-like
Exons: 15
Coding region: 404-3163 (919 amino acids)
Biological process (GO): endocytosis
Cellular component (GO): plasma membrane; endosome; clathrin vesicle coat
Molecular function (GO): phospholipid binding; clathrin binding
Source: RefSeq, a predicted model, not a curated record